Molecule: messenger RNA, 1302 nt
Organism: Rotaria sp. Silwood1
Lineage: Eukaryota; Metazoa; Rotifera; Eurotatoria; Philodinida; Philodinidae
Source: the annotation of a GenBank genome assembly
AUGCAUCAAGGCUGGUGUUUGCCUACACCGGAUUUGAUCAUUUCAGUAACGGGUGGUGCAAAGCACUUUGAUAUGUCACCACGUCUUCGGAACAUCUUUCAAAUGGGUCUAGUCGAUGCUGCUGCUACCACAAACGCAUGGAUAAUUACGACUGGAACAAAUGCAGGUGUGGUUCAAGAAGUAGGCGAAGCUCUGAAUAAUUAUCGAUACAUAUGCAAUAAGCAAGGUCUUGAUAUUCCUUGUAUUGGCAUCGGCAGUUGGAAUUAUACAGCGGACAAUAAACAACUUGAAAUAACGAAUCCCGCAAAUUCUACACGUAUUCAAUCAUACAUAGUGAGAAAGUCACCGAAAGGAAAAUGUCAUUUGGAACCAAAUCAUACACAUUUCCUGUUGUUUGAUGACGGAAAAGAUGAUCCCAAUAAUGUUCUAUCAUUACGAGCCCGCAUUGAAAUGCGAUCAAGAGAUCCAAAUUUAGCACCGCUAUCCGAUGUACAUCAGAUAGGAUAUAGAUCCAAGACAGAAAAUGGUAUUAGAUUGCAAGGCCUCAUUACCACACAAUCCACUCAUACAAAUACAAUGCCGUUGUCACCUGUAGAACCAGUAUGGGAUACACCCAUACCAAUAGUCAUGGUUCUUCUAGAAGGUGGUGCCUCUUCACUCAAUACUGUUUCCAAGGCACUAAAAGAAAACACUCCGAUUGUUGUUGUCAAAGAAUCUGGUCGUGCUGCUGAUUUCGUCGCCUAUUUGUACGAAUACUUUUCGAAUACCAAUAAUCAUGCUACUGAUAAGGAACAACAUCCAACAUCAACAACUAAUAGUUGUGCGCAACGUCAACCAUCAGAUGACAUGUCAGUAUUAUUCUACAGAGCAAUAGACAUGAAACAUCCGAUUUCAUCAAAAGAUCUAAAUGACUUCUAUGAUACAAUACGCACACAUAAAGAAUUCGUGACAAUUUUCAAUUUCAACAGUGAACAGCAUAAUGGCAAUCUUGAAGAUGCGAUUCUCGAAGCUGUACUCAAUGCUGCCAAAGUAUUCACUAAUAAAAAUAACAAUUACAGUCAAACAGUCGAACUUAAAUUGGCUAUGGCUUGGAACAAAUUUGACUAUGCUAAAAAGAAAAUUCUAACAGAUGCGAUCAUUUCAAAGUGGAAAAAAGAAGAUCUUCAACGUGCUCUCUUUGAUGCUCUUCGACGUGGUCAUGUUGAUUUUGUUGAAUUACUCAUCGAAUUGGGCGCAUCUCCUGCGAAGUUAACCAUUGAUGAUCUCGAACAACUCUAUACAUCAUCAUCUGUAAGUAUUUAA